This is a messenger RNA of Anoplopoma fimbria (sablefish), 2747 nucleotides long. RefSeq names its product glycerol kinase 5 (gene gk5). NCBI's taxonomy places the organism in Eukaryota, Metazoa, Chordata, Actinopteri, Perciformes, Anoplopomatidae. Gene Ontology annotation, molecular function: glycerol kinase activity. Gene Ontology annotation, biological process: triglyceride metabolic process; glycerol metabolic process; glycerol-3-phosphate biosynthetic process. The coding region runs from base 545 to 2134 and encodes 529 amino acids. The record is from RefSeq and is a predicted model, not a curated record. Gene Ontology annotation, cellular component: mitochondrion. The transcript has 17 exons.
AGCCCAAUUAAUCAGAGGGUUAGUUAGCCAAGUAGCCGGUUAGCUUAACACGACUCUAGAGUUGGUCAACAACCAGUUAAGCGAGCUCUACGAGUAAUAAUAAACAGCUAAACUUGAUCCAAUGACGAAAUACGUCAUACAGUAUUGUUAUUACAAGGCCACAUCAUAAAGGAUACGCUUCCCCAAUCUUACAGUGUAAGUAAUUGUUAAGAAGAAGAGAACAGCAUCAACCUUGUUGUUACUUUGUAUUUGCAAUACUGUCUUAUAGUCUCUCGUCCUUGGAUGACCAUGUGUGCCUUCCGAACUUGAAGUAGAAGACAUAGGCAUGACAAAUCUCUUGGAACCUGACCCAAACAGGUAGAACUGGAACUGUAUGAAGGAUCUGCAGUCCAAAGAUCACGUUGCAGUUUCAGCACGACAUCUCACCCGAUGCAGAUAAGGUAUGGGGUCAGACCAUCCAUUCAGGCUGUAAACAAUACCAAUAGGAGCUGACCAUGGAGGUUGUGGGACUGAUUUGAGGAAUAGUAGGACAUACGUUUCUACAAUGGGAAGUAAGAGGUACGAUUUCAAGAAGGAAAGCUUCAUUUUGUCAGUGGACGUUGGGACAACAACAAUCAGAUGUCACGUCUACGACAAGGAGGCAAAUGUCCGAGGAUCGUGCACCACCAAGGUUUUUCCCUUGUAUCCAGAAGUAGGAUAUGUGGAGAUGGACCCAGAUGCAAUAUGGGAAGGGUUUAUCAGUGUGAUCAAAGGAGCUGUGCAAGAUGCAGGAGUACAAAUGCGUCAGAUAGACGCAAUUGGCAUCUCCACACAAAGAGGCACUUUCACAACAUGGGACAGGAAAACUGGGGUUCCUUUCCAUAACUUCAUCAGUUGGCAGGAUCAGAGGGCUGCAGACCUGGUGAAGUCCUGGAACAGUUCCUGCACGAUGAAAGCAGUUCAUGGCGCGAUGAAGGUACUCUACUUUCUGACCAGGCAGAAGCGGUCGCUUGCAGCAAGUCUUAUUGUCUUCUCCACUCAACAUGUCACCUUCCGGCUCGUCUGGGCAAUUACGCACUACAACCAGGUUCGUCAAGCUGUAGCUGAAGGCAACUGCUGCUUUGGAACAAUAGACACCUGGCUCCUGUUUAAACUCACGAAAGGUCAGGUCCAUGCCACAGACUACUCGAAUGCAAGUUCAACGGGGCUUUUUGAUACUUAUCAGAUGUGCUGGAGUAGCUUUCUCAGCUUUCUUGUGUCUCUGCCUCCCUCUAUUCUCCCCAAAGUAGAAAAUACAGACCAUAACUUUGGUUCCACAGACCCGUCCAUCUUCGGAGUGUCCAUUCCCAUCAUGUCAGUGAUGGCAGACCAGCAGGCAGCUAUGUUUGGAGAGUGCUGCUUUGAUGUUGGUGAUGUCAAGAUCACAAUGGGAACAGGCACCUUCAUGAGCAUCAACACUGGGAGCAAACCGCAUACGUCCGUAGCAGGUCUGUAUCCUGUGGUCGGUUGGAAGGUUGGCUUAGAGGUGGUGUAUCUGGCAGAGGGCAAUGCAGCGGACACUGGCACUGCAAUCAAAUGGGCGCAGGAGCUCGAGCUCUUCUCUGACGUCCAGGAGACCAGCGACAUGGCUUACAGUGUCAGCAACUCAGACGGAGUGUGUUUUGUUCCUUCCUUCAGUGGCCUGCAGGCUCCUCUGAAUGAUCCCAAAGCUUGUGCCUCCCUCAUGGGCCUAAAACCUUCUACCACUAAAAGUCAUCUGGUCCGAGCCAUUCUGGAGUCUGUCGCCUUCAGGAACAAGCAGCUAUAUGAGACAAUGCUGAGAGAAACUCGCAUUCCCAUCACAAAGAUCAGGGUGGAUGGCGGUGUUUCCUCCAACAACUUUGUCAUGCAGCUGACUGCAGACCUGUUUGGCAGAAAGAUAGCCAGACCCCAACACUUCGAAAUGUCGUGUUUAGGGGCUGCUUUUGUCGCUGGACUUGGAAUAGGCUUCUGGAGGACCAGGGAAGAGCUAAAGAAACUGCAGAGCAACGGAAAUACGUUUUUGCCCCAAGCAGCACGCAAGGGCAGUGCUUGCAGCCCAAGUCGGGAAUACACCCCUGUCCUCCAGAGCUGGGAGAGAGCUCUACGGCGCUCCAUGAAUUGGUACAAGCCGUGACACCGGAUGCCCACACAGGGAGAUCCUAGGUCCAACAGAGACAUGAGUGUUUAGUCCUUUUUAUACAAAUUCACUGUUUUAAGAAAGAACAAAUAUGAGCUGUCUCUCUAAGCUUACUUAAGAGUAAAUCUUAAAUGAUACAUAGAAAUGAUACCUAAAUGAUUUGGUGAUGCGUACUUGUUGUGCGCCUUCAGCAACCUUCACAGUCUUAAAUUGUUGUCCACAUACAGAAUACCUUUACUUGAUUUUUAUAUGCCAACCUCAUCCUUCAUUCAUUCCACAUCUCGAGCCACUGGUGCCUCUUCUUAAAACAGUACUUCAUCCAGCUGGGAUCAUAUUUGUACAUGUUCCCACAUGGGGGCGCUAGUAAAUGGCUUCGCAGCUGUUUCAUUUAUGAACCGCCAUAGCAACCAUAUGCAAUAUGAUAUUAAUGGUUGAAAUCAUUGAUUUCCUUAACUGAUCCACUGUGACGAAAAAAAAGUUAAACGGCUCUAAAUAGGAAGCAGAUUUUCAAGUUUUUAAAAAAGGUAAGUAUUUGUCUAACAUAGUUGUUUCUUCUUGUUUUAACAGUAUUUUCUCUUUGUUAUUGCAAAGAAAUGUUAAUCCUUUCCAG